This is a messenger RNA of Pyricularia oryzae 70-15, 399 nucleotides long. RefSeq lists its product as uncharacterized. Bases 1 to 399 code for a protein of 132 amino acids. The record is from RefSeq and is a predicted model, not a curated record. The transcript has 2 exons. Lineage: Eukaryota; Fungi; Ascomycota; Sordariomycetes; Magnaporthales; Pyriculariaceae.
AUGGCCUCAGACCUGAACCGAAGCAAUCUGGGUUUGGACCCACAGAAAAGGUCGGGCGGAACACGUGGGGCCGCGGGCCCCCGUUUCCCCGUUAAAAAGCCCAUGGACUAUUACGGACGCCCAUUUAGGGCCACGUGCCCGCGGGCUGGGCCGGGUUAUAUUCGUUUUCGGGUUUUGGCAGGCUUCAUACUUGACAGGGACGAGGAAUCGGUGCAGCUCGCGGUCGGCAGCCAAAGUAAACGAGGCAGUGGGCAACGUAGUGGGCAACGUAGUGGGCAAAGUGUACUGCUUGUGUUUGACGACAAGGAGGAGGUGGCCGACCCAGUCAUCAACAGAAUGACAGACGUGGACGAGAUCAUUGUCUGGCUGGUAGACGAUGUCAUUGAGCUCGAUAUCUAG